UUCAAAGUCACAUUCUCUCCCAUGCUUUCCACUUUUCUGAAUCCAUGGCUUUCGCAUCAGUGUCCUCCUCCUCCACCUUCAGCCGCCCCCCGCCGCCGCGUCCUCCUCCUCCUCCUUGCUUCACUCCUCCUUCACUUGCCUUUGCUCGGAGCAGCCACAUAACUCUGCCUCGCUACAAGAUCCCCCAUGGGUUCUCGCGUUUCCACCAUUCCUCCGCCAGCUCUUUCGCCGCCAGCACCUUGCCGCCGAGGUCCAAGGCGCCACGCAGAAAGCCAGAGCUCACCUCCUCCUCCGCCACUGCCACCCCGCCAUGCACCGAGUGCGGCAAGCGCUUCUCGUCCUGUAAGGCCCUGUUCGGCCACAUGCGCUGCCACCCAGAGCGGCAGUGGCGCGGCAUCAACCCACCGCUCCACCUCCGCCGCCCGCCCCCACACGACCAGUGCUUCACUGCCGAGGAGCACGAGGUCGCCUCAGUCCUCCUCUUGCUCUCCCGCGGCACUCCCAGAGACGCCACUCCCCUUUCUGCCAUGGAUGCGUUGGGAAGCAGUUGGAAUCGGAACAACGUCUGCUCCAAAGGCUUCUCCUCCGAUCAAGCAGUUGGCGGGCACAAGAGGAAUCACCGGGAGAAGGAUUACCAAGAACUAGAGGAACCUGCGCCGGACUGUUCCUCUACGAGGAGCUACAUACUCGAUCUCAACUUGCCGCCGCCGCCCGAAAGCACCGACGACCGAAGCCCGAACGCCGUCUUGAACCUGAGAUUAGGCAUCUAAACGCCUCUCCUCUCCUGGCCCCCUCUUCUUAAUUUACUCAGUAACCUUUCAGAUUCGACUUGAGUGUCUUUAGCAUUCAUUUCGAGGGUUGGUUCUAUUCAAACAUUCCUAUUCAUUCACUGUAUUUAAGAAUGAAUUGUUGCGCA
This is a messenger RNA of Zingiber officinale, 916 nucleotides long. Its product is annotated as zinc finger protein ZAT3-like. The transcript has a single exon. Bases 45 to 770 code for a protein of 241 amino acids. Lineage: Eukaryota; Viridiplantae; Streptophyta; Magnoliopsida; Zingiberales; Zingiberaceae. The record is from RefSeq and is a predicted model, not a curated record.